AUGACGCAUAUUCAAAUCAAGAACCUACUCGAAAAAUGCGGAAGCCACCUCAAUCUUCUCAACCAAAUCCUAGCUCACUCCUUGAGGAUAGGAGACUUUCAGCAUAACUCCGCCUGCAUGCUGCUCAAUGCGUAUGCGAAGCUUAACAAACCAGUUGAAGCCCGGAGAUUAUUCGACCUAUUUCCAGGCCCAGAUGUGGGCUUAUGGAACUCUCUCCAGCACCUUUACCUCAAUAGUAAACAGCCCACCAAGGCCUUAAUCGUAUUCUCCAAGCUAAUAUCGUCCGAUUUUGCGAAACCCGACUCCCAUUCCAUAGUCGCAGCUCUCUCGGCAUGCGCGCGCUCAAAGAAUUUAAGAGAUGGAAGAGCAGUCCACGGGCUGGUGUACAAGUACCUUCCGAAUCCAAGGCCCAGCGUGCACAACGCGCUUAUCGACAUGUAUGGUAAGAAUAACAGAGUUGGAUUAGCUGAGCGAGUGUUUAGUAACACAAAUUUCAGGGAUGUCGCCAUUUGGACUAGCUUGCUCAAUGGGCAUAUACUGAGUGGUGAUAUGAAAUCUGCCAAGGCAGUGUUCGACAAAAUGCCUCAAAGAAAUGUGGUUUCUUGGACAGCGAUGAUUGUAGGUCAUGUGCGUAAGAAGAAUGCAAUUGAAGGAUUAGAGUUGUUCACGAAGAUGAUGCGUGAUGAAGUUGGAGAACACUGUGAUGCCACUACCGUUACCAUUGUGGCAGUGCUUUCUGGUUGUGCGGAUAUUGGGGCCCUUCAUUUAGGAAGUUCUCUUCAUGGGUACGUUAACAAACGAGCCGGGUUUGCUUCGGAUGUUUCUGUGAAUAAUGGGAUUUUAGAUAUGUAUGGAAAAAGCGGCAAUCUUGAUUCGGCUUUGAAGCUCUUUGAUAGAAUGAGGAGAAAAGAUUUGUUUUCAUGGACCACUAUGAUUUCUGGUCUGGCACUAAACGGAAAAGGUAAACAUGCCCUUGUGGUUUUUGACUCAAUGGUGAGAUCCGGCUUCAUCCCGAAUGAAGUUACGUUUCUGUCAGUUUUAUCCGCAUGCAGCCAUGCAGGAUUAGUUGAUGAUGGAGAGAGACUAUUUGACAGCUUUAUGAAUAGUUACAAAAUGAAACCCCGAAUCGAGCAUUUUGGGUGCAUGGUUGAUCUUUUUGUCCGGGCAGGACAUUUAGAGAAAGCCAUCAGGCUGAUUGAAGGGAUGCCUCUGAAGCCAGAUGCCAUUAUCUGGAGAUCGCUUUUAGGGGCUUGUUUGGAACACAGGAAUUUAGAAUUGGCUGAAUUAUUUGGGAAGAAAAUACUUGAACUGGAACCAUAUGAUGAUUCGGUGUAUGUUCUCCUUUGGAAUAUGUAUCGGUCGAAAAACAUGUGGUUUGAUGCUUUAAGGGUGAUGAAGAUGAUGAGAGAUCAAAGGAUCAAGAAAACACCCGGUUGCAGUUGGAUCGAAGUUGAUGGCGUUGUUCAUGAGUUCCUUGCCGAAGCUGUCAAGCAACAUGUUGGUGAUAAAGUUUCGAUUGUUCUUGAUGGGAUGAUUGAACAGUUAAAAUUAGAUCCUAAUCCUCUUAUUCUUGAGUGA
Striga hermonthica is the source of this 1578-nucleotide messenger RNA. NCBI's taxonomy places the organism in Eukaryota, Viridiplantae, Streptophyta, Magnoliopsida, Lamiales, Orobanchaceae. The record is from the annotation of a GenBank genome assembly.